AUGUCCAUUGCUGACUUUCUUAAGGAUUUACCAUCACGCGACAAAGCCAAUUUUUCUUCUUUCUUGAAACAAAAUGGAAAGCCGGUAGUGGUUCGUAUAUCUAAACAAACAGAUGAUGAAAAACGGAUAAUAUUUGAUAUGAAACCGCUUUUGUUAAGGUAUUUACAGUCAAACUGGGGAAAUAAUCCAACCUGUUCAACAUCGAGUAAUCGAUCAGCACGUUCAGAACGGAAGCGUGCAUCUGAUGUAAGUAGCAACACAAUCGAUGAAAGUGAAAGUAGCAGUGGGGCACGUGCUAAAACGAGGCGAAGAGAAUGA
Molecule: messenger RNA, 318 nt
Organism: Brugia pahangi
Lineage: Eukaryota; Metazoa; Nematoda; Chromadorea; Rhabditida; Onchocercidae
Source: the annotation of a GenBank genome assembly